UUGGCGACUGGGAGCACAUUCAGAGAUAUGGAAUUUACAGAUUAUCGUGGAAGAAGUACAAUCGGAAAAAUAGUUAGAGAAGUCUGUCAAGCUAUAUGGGAAACCCUUCUAGGUGAAAGUAUACCUAGAAUAACAAAGAAUCUACUAGAACAAAUCGCGGAUGAGUUUUUUAAAAAUACUAACUUCCCCAAUUGCAUUGGGGCCCUGGAUGCAGACGAAGGCUUACCUUUAACGAAUAACAUAAUGCGUCCAUAUCCAGGAAAACACUUGACUAUACAACAAAGAGUUUUUAAUUAUCGCUUGAGUCGCGCAAGAAGAUACGUUGAAUGUACUUUCGGUAUUCUAGCAAAUAAGUGGCGCAUUUUUCAUCGACCACUGAAUGUCCAAUAUAACUUUGCAACAGAUAUUAUAAAGGCAUGUUGUGUUAUUCACAAUUUUGUUAUUAGUAGAGAUGGAAUUAAACAACCUGAAGAACUACUGAUUGACGACGGUUUUUCAGAUUUACAUCAUUCAACAAAUUAUAUGUCCUCGACAAACCCAGUUAACAUAAGAAAUGAAUUCUGUAAAUACUUUUCUAGUGAUGUGGGAGCCCUUAGUUGGCAAUUAAGUAAAAUAUAAUU
This is a messenger RNA of Cydia amplana, 620 nucleotides long. RefSeq lists its product as uncharacterized. The record is from RefSeq and is a predicted model, not a curated record. The coding region runs from base 28 to 618 and encodes 196 amino acids. The transcript has 2 exons. Lineage: Eukaryota; Metazoa; Arthropoda; Insecta; Lepidoptera; Tortricidae.